GCCCGGCACAGAGAACGGCGGCGGAGAGGGGGCAGCGCGGAGGAGCGCAGCGCGGCGGAGCGCAGCGCAGCGGCCGCCUCUCUCCGCUCACGGCGGCGGCAGAGCUGCGGGGGACCGUGACUCCUCCUGCGCCCGGAGCGAACUUGUCCUCGCCUUGCCGCCGGUGCGCCCCGGUGUCCGCUCGCUGGGAACUUGUGCCGGUCGCUGAAAUAUUGGAUUAUGUUCCUGCCGAGCCGGGCUGCGGGGAGCUGAGCAGGGAAGGAAGAAUGCGGGUCUGUUGGAUGGUCUUCUGCCUUAUUUGCUGCACCGCGAAGGGGCAAGUGGUGUACUCCAUCGCCGAGGGAACAGAUCGCGGAACAUUUGUUGGAAACGUAGCAAAGGAUUUAGGAAUAAACGCGGCUGCACUUUCAGCCCGGAAAUUUCGCAUGAUCAUCGGUUCAAGUAAGCAAUAUUUUAACAUAAACGCAACCACGGGGGUUUUAUCUGUUAACGAGCCAAUAGACAGAGAGCAGCUUUGUGAACUAAAAUCUACAUGUCUUCUGAAUUAUGAACUCGUGCUAGAAAACCCUCUAGAGCUUUAUAGAAUGGAAUUUAAAGUCCUGGAUGUAAAUGACAACUCCCCCAGCUUUCCUUUAAGUGAAUAUCGUGUAAGUGUGCCUGAGUUCCUGUCACCUGGGGCACGGUUUGCACUCCCUAAUGCCCAGGAUCUCGAUGAAGGUACUAACGGUGUCCAGAAUUAUAUUCUGAACCCUGAUGAACAUUUCCAUUUGGAAAUGCAGAUGCGCGGCGACGGGAGUGUAUAUCCUGAAUUGGUGCUGAAGAAAGCCUUAGACAGGGAACAGCAAGCCACUCACAGACUUGUUCUUAUAGCCGAAGAUGGUGGAGAUCCUCCAAGGUCUGGCGAUGUCCCUGUCAUUGUGACUGUUUUGGAUACCAAUGACAAUGCACCAGAAUUUGAGCAAUCAGUCUACAGGGCGAGUGUCCUGGAAAACUCCCCCAGUGGCACAUUGGUAGUGCGAGUGCAUGCCACAGACUUGGAUGAAGGUCCCAACGGAGAAGUCAGGUAUUCAUUUAGCAAUGCUACAGCUGCUGACCUACAGCAAAUGUUCUUAAUUCACCCGCACACCGGGGAGGUGACAGUCAGUGGCGAUUUAGCAGUUCAGAGACCUCUUCUCGAGAUGCUUAUUGAAGCAAGGGAUAAAGGGGCAUUUGCCUUGUCAAGCACAGCUAAGCUGCUGGUGGAGAUCACUGAUGUGAACAAUCAUGGGCCAGAGAUAACUAUUGCAUCCCUUUCCAAUCCCAUCCCUGAGGAUGCUGUUCCUGGCACAGUGAUAGCUCUGCUGAGUAUUGUGGAUAAGGACCCUGGGGAGAAUGGGAAAGUAACCUGCCAGAUCCCUGAUAACCUUCCCUUCCAGUUGAAACCUUCCCUGGAAAACUACUACAGCCUGAUCACCAGCGGGCUCCUGGACCGAGAGCUGAUCAGUGGGUACAACAUCACCAUCACUGCCACGGACUUGGGAUCUCCUCCCAUCACUACUCAGCAGACACUUUGGGUGCAGAUUUCCGAUGUGAAUGACAACCCCCCUGUCUUUGCUGCUGACACAUUUGAUGUGUUUGUGGAGGAGAACAAUCCACUUGGUGCUUUUCUCUACCAGGUCUCAGCCUCUGACCUUGAUAUAGGGGAGAAUGGGCAGAUCUCUUACAUACUCAGGAAUUCAACAGUUGCAGGCAGUGCCCUGACCAGCUUUUUGUCUGUAAGUUUAGUCAAUGGGAGCAUCUAUGCAAAACGUGCCUUUGACUUUGAGCAGCUUAGAAGCUUCCAUUUCCAAGUGGAAGCCAAGGACAAUGGGUCACCAGCCCUGAGUGCUGCCAUGACUGUGAAUGUUUACAUCUCAGACCAGAAUGACAAUGCCCCAGCCAUCCUGUACCCCAUCGGCCAGAAUGGCUCAGUGGCAGUGGAAGUUGUGCCCCGCCUGGCUGACGAGGACUACCUAGUGACCAAAGUGGUGGCAGAUGAUGAGGACAAUGCAGAGAAUGCCUGGCUCUCCUAUCACCUCGUCCACUCUUCUGACUCCACGCUGUUCCGCUUGGCACCGCACUCGGGUGAGCUACGCACCACCCGCUCCUUGCGCUCCACCGACCUCCUUAAGCACAAGGUGGUAGUGGUGGUGCGGGACCAUGGGGAGCCACCGCUCUCCUCCACGGUGACUGUAGGCAUCCUGCUGGCUGACACUCUGCCCCAGGCUCUGCCUGACUUUGAUGAUAAUGGGGAGCCGCCACCGCUGCUCAAUGCUACAAACAUCUACUUGAUUGUUUCUCUUGCUUGUGUCUCCUUCAUCUUCACAGUGUUUCUCCUCUUUCUUGCCAUUGCACGGCUGUGCCACUGCUGGGCUUGUCACCACCAGGGUUGCUGCUGCAGCAUUUGUUGCUGCUCAGCUGAUGAUUAUGAAAAAUAUCGAUACAGUGUACACAUGCUUCCCAGCUCCCACCUCCCACCAGACAUGCUGGAGGUCACUGGUAUGGGUAAACUGACUCAUACUUACUUGUACAGGGCAUCUGUAGGCCUUGGGCUUGAGAACAGCAAUAUCCCAAAUGGGGAUGCUGGGAAUGUUCCCAGCAGCUCAAGGUUACAAGUGCCAGGACCCUGCAUCCAAGUGCAGCAGAUCCAAAGUGACCGUUUGAGUGCUGUCCUCAUGCCAAAACACCCCAAUCCUGACUGGCGCUACUCCGCGUCCCUAAGGGCGGGAAUGCAAAGGGUGCUGUGCAUAUGGAGGAGGCAGGGAUCUUACGUGGAGGACCAGGAGGGCCUGACCAGCAGUGGCCAACAGUCUCCAGUGCUACUCCAGCCUGAGGCAGGAGAGGUGUCCCCCCCGGUGGGAGCUGGUGUGAACAGCAACAGCUGGACCUUUAAAUUUGGACCCAGCAAUUCGAAACAAGGUGGUCCUGGUGAGUUGCCAGACAAAUUCAUUAUCCCAGGAUCUCCUGCAAUCAUCUCCAUCCGGCAGGAGCCACCAAACAGCCAAAUUGACAAAAGUGACUUCAUAACCUUUGGCAAGAAGGAAGAGACCAAGAAAAAGAAGAAAAAGAAGAAGGGAAACAAGACUCAGGAGAAAAAAGAAAAGGGCAACAGCACCACUGAGAACAGUGACCAGUGA
Gallus gallus (chicken) is the source of this 3155-nucleotide messenger RNA. It is a transcript of the gene PCDHAC1, whose product is annotated as protocadherin alpha subfamily C, 1. NCBI's taxonomy places the organism in Eukaryota, Metazoa, Chordata, Aves, Galliformes, Phasianidae. The record is from RefSeq and is marked validated. Gene Ontology annotation, cellular component: plasma membrane. The transcript has 4 exons. Gene Ontology annotation, biological process: homophilic cell-cell adhesion. The coding region runs from base 267 to 3155 and encodes 962 amino acids. Gene Ontology annotation, molecular function: calcium ion binding.